Messenger RNA from Zingiber officinale, 1891 nucleotides. Its product is annotated as AP2-like ethylene-responsive transcription factor AIL5. The record is from RefSeq and is a predicted model, not a curated record. The coding region runs from base 124 to 1503 and encodes 459 amino acids. Gene Ontology annotation, molecular function: DNA binding; DNA-binding transcription factor activity. Gene Ontology annotation, biological process: regulation of DNA-templated transcription. The transcript has 7 exons. Lineage: Eukaryota; Viridiplantae; Streptophyta; Magnoliopsida; Zingiberales; Zingiberaceae.
UCUCCUCAUCUUGUUCUCUGUAUGUGUGUCGAACUUCCCGUUUGGCUUUCCUUCUUCUGAUCUUGAAGCGGAGCGCCGCCUCGGAAUCCCCAGAACGCCUCUUGGAUUGUACAACCCCCAGACAUGGACAUGGACAUGGACAUCGAUAUGGACGCUUCUUCUCACAACUGGCUAGCCUUCUCUCUGGCGCAGCAACCCUGCAGCCUCCUCGAAGCCUUCUCCUCCUCCUCCUCCUCCUCCGCCGCCGCGGCUGCUGCUCCGUCUGCGCACCAUGAUGGUGGUGUGGAGGCAGCCGACGAGGAGACCAACGCCGCCACCGAGCUGGUGGCGCUGGCUUCGAUGGGGCCGAAACUAGAGGACUUCCUCGCGGCACCGCUGGGGCGGUACUCCGCCUACGACUCCGAGCUGAAAAGCAUCGCAGCAGCCGGGUACAUACACUCGGAGCAGCCGGUCGCCGCCGCGGCGCCCUCAGCAGAGUCCGCUAGGAAAUCCACGUCGUCCGCGACCGCCGCGGACACCUUCGGCCAGCGCACCUCCAUCUAUCGGGGCGUGACCCGGCACCGCUGGACGGGGCGGUACGAGGCGCACCUGUGGGACAACAGCUGCCGCCGGGAGGGCCAAAGCCGCAAAGGCCGCCAAGUUUAUUUAGGCGGAUACGAUAAGGAGGACAAGGCUGCGAGAGCUUACGAUCUGGCAGCGCUCAAGUAUUGGGGUCCGACCACCACUACCAACUUCCCAAUCUCAAACUACGAGAGGGAAAUGGAGGAGAUGAAGAACAUGACAAGGCAAGAGUUCGUGGCCUCCCUCCGAAGGAAGAGCAGUGGAUUUUCUCGCGGCGCCUCCAUCUACAGAGGAGUCACCAGGCACCAUCAGCACGGGCGGUGGCAGGCGAGGAUAGGCAGAGUGGCCGGCAACAAGGACCUCUAUCUCGGAACAUUUAGCACGCAGGAGGAGGCGGCGGAGGCGUACGACAUCGCGGCGAUCAAGUUCCGCGGCCUCAACGCCGUGACCAACUUCGACAUGAGCCGUUACGACGUCAACAGCAUCGUCAGCAGCAACCUUCCCAUCAGCGGCCUCUCCGGCAAGUCGUCCUCCAAGCCGACUCAAGACUCACCGUCGCCUCCGCCGCAGUCUUCCUCGCCCGAUCAGAGCACGAUGAAGCCGCCACCGGACCACGAGUACUGGUCCCUUCUCGCCUUCCACCCCCACCACCACCCCCACCACAACCCUGGCUUCGGCCUCUUCCCCCCGGCCUUGCCGAUGAUGGACUUCGCAAGCUUGCCAAACCCUAACCCCACCAAGCCCAUCCACCAAGAGGCUGGCAUCGGCCUUGCUUGCUACGACGCGAUCCAACAAUAUCAGCAAGAUCAUCAAUUCGAGAGCAACGCAUACAAUUACGAUCACGCAUCCAGUUACAUGGAGAGUUGGAUCGCCCCACCGCCGUCUUCUUCUUCCAAGCCCACAGCGGCAGCCUUUCCGGCAGCCAUCUUCGGGAUGGAAUGACAUGUUAAUGUUAAUUAGGGUGCGUGUCUGUGUUCAUUUGUCUGUGUCUGUGUUGUAUGUGUAUGUUUGUGCGAGAGAGAAAGAGAGAUGGAGAUGAAGAUGAAGAACUGACAAUAGUUACACAAAGGAAAGGAAGGAAUGAAGGACUGACACAAGAGAAGAGAAAGAGAGGCUUUACUAGCCAAGUAGUAGCUAGCUAACGUGAGAAUUCAAAGUUUGUCAUGCUCAAACUCGACGUUUAUCUUUUCUUUUGCUUUCUUUGUUCCUGUCUUUACUGACAUGAUUCUAUAUAUUGUCAUCUGAUGCAAACAUGCUUUUUGUUGCUUAAUUCCGUCCCUUUGUUUUUGCAUCUUUGUAAUAAUAUAUAGGAAGGAGCUUCUUUUCCCUA